Messenger RNA from Asparagus officinalis (garden asparagus), 1707 nucleotides. RefSeq lists its product as uncharacterized. Lineage: Eukaryota; Viridiplantae; Streptophyta; Magnoliopsida; Asparagales; Asparagaceae. The transcript has 4 exons. Bases 480 to 1349 code for a protein of 289 amino acids. The record is from RefSeq and is a predicted model, not a curated record.
CACCGGCUCCUCUAGUCCCCGAGUCAUCUGCUUCUUUUUCUCCUUUUUGGAUGGGAUAAAAUUUCCAAACUGAGAUCAGUAAAUUAGGGUUUAUAGAAUCUCGAUCUAGGGUUUUAGAAGUCGAUCCGAGCAUCGAGACGAUGCCGUCGGUGCUCGUCGCUGUGAUCCCCUCGGCGACCAAGUUUUACGGUGGAUGCUGUUCUCAUCGUCUGAAAAAGCUCGAGAAAUGGAAUCGUCACGGUAAUAUUUGUUGAUUUCAGGGGUUUGAUGAUGAAGAUACGGCUGUUUUAGGGUUUUUCUAUUUCCUUCUUUCUUCUCUUUGUUCUGCUUCUUCGAUCUGGGCUUGAUCUGAGAUUUUUGGAGUUAUAAUCUUGGUAUAGUUUGGAGGUUGGUGGAUCUGGACGUUCUCAGCAUUUGGAGUGUUAUCUGGAUAUUGAGCUUCAGUCCUUGCACUACCUGUAUUCCUCGAGACAUUGGCUAUGAAGCCAAACACAGAAUACAAGCAGUUGCCUACUUGCAACAUGAAGGACGCUGUUGAUGGUAUUUCUGAGAAUCAUGGUAUUUCUUCACCUGAUAGGAAACAUUGUGUUCUAGUUCCAGCUGAAGUCGAUAGUGGAGAGAGCGUGAAGUUGCAACUCUGCUCUGCACAGACUGGUGUUCCUGAUGAAUCUUCUGAUUGGAAUGAUACACUAAUUUCAAAUGAGAUCAACGUGUGCCAGGAAUUUAGUCAGUCCCUUUCCUUGGAUGCAAAAGUUAAACAUCUAGGCAAGUCCAAAACUUUUCCUCUGACAAGAGAGAUGGAUGCCUCUUUUUCAUCUAUGAAGGGGAAAGCAGAUACACUGAGCUCAAUGGAAGGACAAGAUCAUGCUGCAACCGGGACUUCUACCUACUCACGCUCGAUAUCUCUCCCUUCAUCUUCGACUCUUGUUUCUGCUAUGAAAGGUGGUCGGGCAUCAAAUGGGACGAUGGUGAAGUCAGAAUUGCGUGUAAAAUGGGCUCCAGAGGUCUAUGAUCCACCUUCUACUUCCAUGUCACACACUGUGAAUCGUCAUCAGCAACGCCCUAAGGCAAAGAAAAAGGACAAAAAACACAAACACAAGGGCAAAUCAUCACGUGUGAAUGUGGGUCAAAAGAAACAUGGUAAUCGUAAAAUUUUUAGCAAUGGGCCUGAUCCUCAAAAUGCCAGAUUGCAAACAAGUGGGGACAUUCUGGUCCUUGACGAUUUUGACAAGUCAAAUAUGGUCGACAUUUUUGGGUACAACAUUAGUGACCAGGAAGCGAAAUGUGGAAGCAGCUUCUUGAGGGAGGCAAUACCUAAGGUGCAUCUGUCAAUUGGCGAGGCUUCCUGAUGGGAGCAAGUAUUUUGCGCGAACUGAUGAUUGUACAUAAAUAAUAGCAAGUGGUAGUUGCCAGUCGCGUCGCGGUUGAGAACUUCUUCCUAUUCGGGGGUUAUGAAUGAAUAAUGUGCCUUUGUUUUCUAAAAGCUCGAUAGCCCAAUUUACUGGUUUCUUGUAUAGAGUUUUCAGUUAUUUGGAAGAAUUGGUUUUGGAUGAUUGUAUGAUCUUAACUUGUAAUGAUCAUCGUAUCGUAUUGCAGUUCAUGGUAUCGUAUUCCAGCUCAUGGCGGAAGAAUGGAAACAGCUGUGUGUUGAAUUUGUGCCUUAUUGUAACUUGCGCCUUGUUAUAUUAAGUAUGAGAUUAUGUUUCA